Molecule: messenger RNA, 4030 nt
Organism: Chelmon rostratus (copperband butterflyfish)
Lineage: Eukaryota; Metazoa; Chordata; Actinopteri; Chaetodontiformes; Chaetodontidae
Gene: pdk3a
Product: pyruvate dehydrogenase kinase, isozyme 3a
Exons: 11
Coding region: 237-1457 (406 amino acids)
Biological process (GO): protein phosphorylation; regulation of glucose metabolic process
Cellular component (GO): mitochondrion
Molecular function (GO): pyruvate dehydrogenase (acetyl-transferring) kinase activity
Source: RefSeq, a predicted model, not a curated record
AUGUCUGAACAAUGCAGACCCAGGAAACACUCUGGAGCGCAUAUUGUUUGUAUCCUGUCAUGUAACUUUAUGGACGUUUAUUCAUCUCUUCGCUUCGUGUCCACCGGAAGAAAUGUGGGAUGACCGGGGAGGACUGUCCGUGUGGCUGUCAGCAUUACCGGGGAUGAAAUGGUCGUGUUUGUGCUGAAAGUCAUUCUUACGUUCAGCUGCGGGCAUCUUUAAUAAAAACUUUCAAAAUGAGGUUCUUCGCGUCUCUGCUGAAAAACGCAAACCCCAAAAUCGAGUAUUACUCCAGGUUCUCGCCGUCCCCGCUCUCCAUCAAGCAGUUUCUGGAUUUUGGCAGGGAGAAUGCGUGCGAGAAGACGUCCUACAUGUUCCUGCGCAAGGAGCUGCCGGUGCGGCUGGCCAACACCAUGAGGGAGGUCAACCUGCUCCCUGAUCACCUGCUCAGCCAGCCCUCCGUCAGACUGGUGCAGAAAUGGUACAUGCAGAGCUUUGUGGAGCUGCUGGAUUAUGAGAACCGAAAGCCAGAGGAUGCUCACGUUCUGAACGAUUUCCUAGAGCUCUUGAUCGAGAUCCGUAACCGUCACAACGACGUGGUUCCCACCAUGGCUCAGGGAGUCAUCGAGUACAAAGAGAAGUUUGGCUUUGACCCCUUUAUCAGCAGCAACAUCCAGUAUUUCCUGGACCGCUUCUACACCAACCGCAUCUCUUUCCGCAUGCUCAUCAACCAGCACACUCUCCUGUUCGGCAACGACACCAACCCCGCCCAUCCAAAACACAUAGGCAGUAUUGAUCCCACCUGCAGCGUGGCUGAAGUUGUCAGUGAUGCCUAUGACACCGCCAAGAUGCUGUGUGAGAAGUACUACUUGGCUGCGCCCGAGCUGAAGAUCGAAGAGUUCAACAUGAAGGCCCCAAAAAAGCCCAUCCAGGCGGUGUAUGUGCCCUCUCAUCUGUUCCACAUGCUGUUUGAGCUCUUUAAGAACUCAAUGAGAGCCACAGUGGAGCUUUAUGAGAACAGCACAGAGGGAUUACCACCAGUAAAGGCAAAAGUCACUCUGGGUAAAGAGGAUCUCUCUGUUAAGAUCAGUGACAGAGGAGGAGGAGUUCCUCUGAGGAAGAUAGACCGUCUGUUUAACUACAUGUACUCCACUGCUCCUACACCAAGCCUGGAGCCAGGAGCUGUCCCACUGGCUGGUUUUGGCUACGGUUUGCCGAUUUCCAGGCUCUAUGCCCGAUACUUCCAGGGGGAUCUGAAACUGUACUCCAUGGAGGGUGUGGGCACAGACGCAGUCAUCUAUCUGAAGGCCCUGUCCAGCGAGUCCUUCGAGCGCUUGCCCGUCUUCAACAAGUCAGCGUGGCGGCAUUACAAGACCAGCCCCGAGGCAGACGACUGGAGCAACCCCAGCAAAGAGCCGCGCGAUGCCAGCAAGUCCAAAUACAAAGCCAACAGAUAACUCUGCCUGACAUGCUAGCCCAGCCCUCUGCUGAGCCCAAAUACCUGCACUCUGCCCUCGAGCAUGUACGAUGAAGUGUUGUCCUUGGGUAAACGCUUGGUUUACGGUCAGACUUGCUUUAACAUUCCAGCUUUGGAAAAGAUCCUUGAACUUGAUUUAUAUCUGUACCCAAUGGCAACAGCAUUCAUCAGUGUAGCUUUCAUUCUUGUGGCAUUACCACUGGCUCUCCCAAGACAGAGUUAAAAAUGAACCUCUUCCAAAUUAGUUCCCCACCAUUACGUUCUGCAUCUUUACUUCUUCAUUUCUCCUCCAUCUGGCCAUUAUUCGAAGCUAAAUUCACUGUUAACUGUCUCGCGGACAGUUCGGCCUGGCUCGUCUGUGCGGACCGGGCCGCCGCUCCCUGUGGCUGAAUACGCCAGCACUGCUGAUUGAGAGUCUGUCUCGUUUUCACCCUCUCGAACACAAGCAGAGUCAGGAGGUUUGAGUUUCAGUGCAAAUGGGAAGAGGAGGAGGUUUCAUUUCCUUCCUUUGGGAGACACUGUCGAUUGAACGCACAAUUAGGCCAGUGUGUCACUGGCAUAGUAAAGACUUGUUUUGGUCUCUAUUUCGGCCUGGGAAAAUAAAAGAGAAGAUUGCAUGUAGAUGAGAGAAAAUGAUCACUCCUUUGUAAGAGAUUAACGAAAGAGUACACCUUAUUUUUAAAGAUCUAGAAGUCAGUUUUAUUUUAUGUCAAAGAGAGAAAGCCUUACUUCUGGGAUCUUCUGCCUUGAAGGCUCUACUGGAACUCAAAAGUUAAUUUCUAAUGAAGGAACGCUAGAAAUCAAGUUUUUCAGGGAAUUUUGUUUCUGUUUUACUUCUUCGCUCAUGGAAGUUAACUAAUCGCCACCUACAAACACAACUGACCCUCAUCUGACAUUUCUGCUUGCAAACCAGCUCUGCACCCUGAUUUAACAACUGCUGAAGGACCAAAGCAGCGUCUGUAGGAUGCUUAUGAAAUGCCACCAUGCCAGCUUUCUCCGUCACAUUGCUUCAACCACACCGGCAUGAUUUUAGUACUGUAUCGGACGAAUGGACCCGUUGCAUCCUGCAGACAUUUUACACCUGCCUACCGCCGUGGACGCGCUUGGACUUCACCCUAACAAUGCUCUCAUCCAGUCAGCCUCAAGUCUCACUCCUACGACUAAUCCUCACAGUCCUCGGAAUGGGUUUGAGCGAAGCUUGUGUGUUUUUAAAUUGUGCUUUUGUUUUUAUUUUCAUGAGUGUAGAAGAUGCAGCUAAAAUUCAGACGGGAUUGACAGCUGAGAGGUUUUAAUUUAUUUAUAUCCUGGAACAAAGACGCAGCGAAUUAACUACCUUUUUUAUGCUUUUGCACUGUUUUCGUCCUCUUUUAAUCAUUGGAACAGGAUUACUUUUGAUCAUCUUUGAUGAUUAUUUUCAUGUGGACUGUCCAGUGUCCACCCAAAUUCUCUAUUUACGGAAUCGGAAAUCAAGCAGCGUUUGGAAAAGGCAGCGGGAGAAAAUGUGGUUGAAGCAGCCACUAAUUAUUGGUACUGACAUAUUGCUUGAAACCGAUCCGAUAUUUUUGUCACAUAAAUCAAAUUAAGGAACUUUUUUGGUGCACUUUACUAACCGCACACAUAUUUUUCCUCCAAAUAACUUUCAUGUGAUCAUUUCAGGCCUCUAUUUUUAUAAAUUGAAGAUUAUUUGUGAUCAGGUGAGAUCUCAUGUCACCACUUGCACUCUCAAAAACGUCGGAAUCGCAGUGUGAUUUUUGGAGCUUCUGAAAAAGACCAAACCUGGUUCUGUUUGUUUGGACCAGAUGAUCGGGGUGACUUUGAAUAAUCCGAAGUGACGUCCUUUUCUCAUCCCCUUUAGCUCCAUCCGAUGUGAAAAGAAAGGAGUGUAGAUGAAGAAUUCAGGAAGGAAUGCCUCCUCAUCCUUUUCAGCCUCACUCUAAUAACAUUUCAUCACUGCCAGUGCUUUCGUAACCUGCCAGGCUCACCGAGUGAUGCUCAGUGACAAACCUGCUGCAAAGACGGAGACGACGCUCCUCUUCACGUAAAGGCCUCCGCUCGCCACCCGUAAUGUGUUUUUACCCUGCACAUCGGCCGCAAUCAAAAAAGCCUGUGAACAGAAUUCACACCUUAUUCAAAGUUCCAGCUCCGGUUGUGUGAUUUAGAGGCCUGAGGAUCUUUCCUCCUCAGUAGUUGCCAACCUUCACUGUUGAAGAGUGUUUCUGUACCGAUGGUAUUUUAGAAAAUAUCCUGUACGUAACUAUACUUCAUGUGUUUGCUGCCAGUGUGGAGUAUUCACUGUGUUUUCCAUCCUACUGUACCUCCAGCUUAAACAAACGUACUUGUACGCAUGAACUCCACUGUGGAGGUCGUCACGCGAACAUAUGCAAUUAGUGCAACAUGGACGUUAUACCAAAAAGGUGGUAUAAUAAGGCAGUAUAAUGAUGUGGUCCAGCAUGAGAUCAACCUACGUUGUCGAACUUGACAAUAAAGAAAAUUGCUGUUGUGUGCGAUCCGUUGAUGAUUUCAUGCCUGUUAUUUGUUAAGAAGGUGAGGUGC